Messenger RNA from Striga asiatica, 1124 nucleotides. The record is from the annotation of a GenBank genome assembly. Lineage: Eukaryota; Viridiplantae; Streptophyta; Magnoliopsida; Lamiales; Orobanchaceae.
AAAUCACAGCAAAUACGAUGGUGUCCUUUCGCUUUCCGUUCUCGUUUUCUCAGACGCCGGCGCCACCGGUACCGGGCGCCGCUAAUGCCUCCUCCCGCCGAAUUUCCUCCGCCGCGGUAUCUAUCGCCGCCGCAAUAUCAGUCUCCGGAGCCAGCAUUGCUGUUAUCUCCCAAAACCCCAACGGCCAAUUUCUCCAGAACACGCUGAAUUUCUUCGUUUCCAGAGGAAUUGGGAAUUCUCCGACGUGGGGCUCGCUUUCCAUCGCCAGAGAUUCGUCUCCGGUGACCGAAUCGAGGACUGGAGUGUCAUUUCCUGCUGUACUUAAGGAUUCCCAGCGGCUUCUGGGUGUUGGAUUGCGGCGAAAAGCUGUUCUAGGGUUGAAAAAUAUUGAUGUUUAUGCUUUUGGUGUAUAUGCUGAUGAUGCUGAUGUAAAGAGUUUCCUUAGUGAGAAAUAUGGAGAAUUUUCGGCUUCCGAGUUGAAGGGGAACAAAAAUUUAAAAGAUGAUCUUAUGGAGUAUGAUGUAAGCAUGACUAUUAGGCUUCAGAUAGUGUACGGCAGACUGAGCAUUCGGUCAGUUCGAAGUGCUUUUGAAGAGUCGGUUGGUAUGAGAUUACAGAAAUUUGGCGGGUCUGAUAAUAAAGAUUUGCUGCAAAGGUUCACUUCCCAAUUCAAAGAUGAAUAUAAAAUACCUAAAGGUUCGAUCAUUGAUUUGUCUAAGGAGCAGGGCUAUGUUCUUCGCACGAUGAUUGAUGGGAAAGAGGUAGGAAGCAUCCAGAGCAAACUCUUGUGUCGGUCGAUUCUUGAUCUUUAUAUUGGAAACGAGCCCUUUGACCGAAAAGCCAAAGAAGAUGUCGAGCAAAACUUGGCAGCUCUCAUAGGGAAAUUAAAUAGCUAAAGAGAAAUUUUUUAGCUGAGUUUUUUUCGAUUUGGAAAAUGGAUUAUGGUUAUGCAGUAAAUAAGACUGUUUGGUUUGUCCUGAGAACUUGACAAAAUGUAAUAAAAGCACCAAGGUGAAAAGUUCCUAAAAUGAAAUGAGUUUUGUUGUGAGUUUCAGAAUUUAGCUUCCAUUUAUGAAAACAUUUUAUUUUAUUUUUAUUCUGUUUUUGUCUUCAAUAAAUCAUUU